AUGUCAGGAGCUCCAAGGGUAAGCCAAAUGAAUGUGGGAGAUUCCGAGUUAAGGUCUGUCCUUGGACCAGCUGGGAACAAGGAUCAGAAGUCACUGAAGUCGAGAAAACCUGUUUCUAAGCCUUGGGAGAAAGCAGAAAAGUCAACUAAGGAAGUUCAGGUUGUGGAAGAUAAGAAUGGCCUAGCACCAUCAAUUUCUUUUGAUGAUUUAUCAUCUCCCUUGGAUUCAAUACUUCACAGACAGGAGUCAUUCUUGCAAUCUAGUUUGUCCCUCAGUGCUUCAUGUUCUUCUGAUGCAUCCACAGAUUCGUUUCAUAGUCGGGCAUCAACUGGUAGGAUUUACCGAACAAAAAUUACCACUAGUAGGAAAAAGCUUUUGGCCUCAAAAGCAAAAGUAGGUAGUUCCAAUGGUAUUUCAGAAUUACCAUCUGAUAGUUCAGAGCUCAAGAAAAGAUGCGCCUGGGUGACACCCACUACUGAUCCCUUAUAUGCUACUUUUCAUGAUGAAGAAUGGGGAGUUCCAGCUCAUGAUGAUAAGAAUUUAUUUGAGCUGCUAGUACUUUGUAGUGCUCUAUCUGAACUUACAUGGCCUUGUAUUCUCAGCAAAAGGCACAAAUUUAGGGAAGUUUUUGCAGAUUUUGAUCCUACUGUAGUUGCGAAAUUGAAUGAAAAGAAAAUCAUAACACCUGGAAGCACUGCCAGCUCAUUAUUGUCGGAGCUUCGAUUGCGAGCUGUGCUUGAAAAUGCUCGUCAAGUAUCCAAGGUAAUUGAUGAAUUUGGGUCAUUUGACAAGUAUAUUUGGAGCUUUGUGAACCACAGACCUUUAGUAAGUAGAUUCCGAUAUCCCCGCCAGAUACCAGUGAAGACCCCAAAAGCGGAAGUCAUAAGCAAGGACCUAAUGAGAAGAGGUUUCAGGGGUGUGGGGCCAACAGUUGUCUACUCAUUUAUGCAGGUUGCUGGUUUAACAAAUGACCAUCUAGUUGGUUGCUUCAGAUUCCAGGACUGCAUCACAGCUUCAGAAGGCAAAGAGGAAGCAGCCACUAAGGAUAUACUACACGAAAAGAAAGUCAAUGCCGUUGAUAAAUCCAAACUGUGUAGAUCAAUGGACGAGCUGAGUAUAUCAUCAGAGUGA
This is a messenger RNA of Oldenlandia corymbosa var. corymbosa, 1131 nucleotides long. The record is from the annotation of a GenBank genome assembly. Lineage: Eukaryota; Viridiplantae; Streptophyta; Magnoliopsida; Gentianales; Rubiaceae.